AUGCUCCGGAUGUUCAGAUGUCCUGGUCUCUCUCUGGAGGAGGCCUGCUCCUGGGCCUGGACCCUCCUGACUGAGGUCUACCAGAUCCCUGCAGACAGACUCUACGUGUCCUACUUCAGUGGAGACCCAGAGACCGGACUGGGACCAGACCUGGAGACCAGAGAGGUCUGGCUGCAGCUGGGCCUGCCCUCCUCUCGGGUCCUCCCCUUCGGUCUACAGGAGAACUUCUGGGAGAUGGGGGAGACCGGUCCCUGUGGUCCGUGCUCUGAGAUCCACCUGGACCUGAGAGGAGACCGAGACGCCUCUGCCCUGGUCAACAGAGACCCGCUGGUCCUGGAACUAUGGAACCUGGUCUUCAUGGAGCACAGCAGACAGCCCGAUGGCGCCCUCUGGCCCCUCCCCUUCCGCAGUGUGGACACAGGUCUGGGACUGGAGCGACUCGUCUCCGUUUUACAGAAGAAAUCUUCAAACUACGACACAGACCUGUUCUCUCCUCUGCUGCUGUGGCUGCACCAGUUGACAGGAGGGGCCCCGUACCAUGGGGGCCUGGGUCCCCGGGACACAGCGUACCGUGUGGUUGUGGAUCACAUCAGGACUUUAGCCGUGUGCAUCGCUGACGGAGUCCACCCAGGCAUGACCGGGGCCGAGUUGGUCUUGAGGAGGAUCCUGCGCAGAGCUCUAAGGUUCAGUUUUGAGGUUCUGAAGGCUCCUGAGGGGACUCUGGGGAGACUGGCCCCAACUGUGGCUCAUGUACUGCCCAGUGUCCUGAAGAAGACACAUCCGCUCGCACACGGGGGAGCGCCCGUACCCCUGCGCCCCCUGCGGCUUCUCCUUCAAGACCAAAAGCAAUCUGUACAAACACCGCAAGUCACACGCUCACCUGGCGAAGGCGGGGGGGCCGUGGCGGGGACCGGCUCGGAGCACGGCUCGUUCGAAGGAGACUUCUCAGAUGGAGACCAGACCUCGGACUCUGAGGACGAGGCGCCGAGAAGUGACCCUCUGCUGCUGCUGGACGCCACGGGCUCUGCCCACACGGCCGUCAAAGUCCUUAGCCUCAUCUCGCACAAGAGGGGAACGACGAUGGCUCCUUUGGCCGUGCAGGAGCAGCAGGAGCAGCAGGAGCAGCAGGAGCAUCUCCCCUCCAGCGCCGUCAAGCAGAGGUUAGCGCUGCGGCUGUCGGAGAAGCGCAGCAGCGACUCUGAGCACAACCUGUCACUCCCGAGUCAGUCCAGCAAAGGCAGCACGGACUCCGGAUACUUCUCUCGCUCGGAGAGCUCGGAGCACCAGCCGGGCCCGCCCAACGCUAACGCUAAGUCAUAUCAAGAAAUCAUGUUUGGGAAGUGCUACAGGCCGAGUCCCAAGCAGGGGUUUGGGAGCGAGGGCUCGGAGAGAAGCGUUUGUCGCGGGUUUAUACGCAGGAGAAGGACGGAGCGGACGUCCAUUAGGAUCAACACUUCAUGGGAGAAGAAGAGCUACAGCCGGACGCAGACCUGGGGCUGUUGCUGA
Knipowitschia caucasica is the source of this 1506-nucleotide messenger RNA. Lineage: Eukaryota; Metazoa; Chordata; Actinopteri; Gobiiformes; Gobiidae. The record is from the annotation of a GenBank genome assembly.